Molecule: messenger RNA, 981 nt
Organism: Ochotona curzoniae (black-lipped pika)
Lineage: Eukaryota; Metazoa; Chordata; Mammalia; Lagomorpha; Ochotonidae
Product: olfactory receptor 2H2-like
Exons: 1
Coding region: 1-981 (326 amino acids)
Biological process (GO): G protein-coupled receptor signaling pathway
Cellular component (GO): membrane
Molecular function (GO): olfactory receptor activity; G protein-coupled receptor activity
Source: RefSeq, a predicted model, not a curated record
AUGACUGUGAUUUGCAAUGACAGCCACAGUAAUUUCAUUCUCUUGGGCUUCUCUGACAAGCCAUAUUUGGAAAUGAUACUCUUUUGGAUUAUUUUGGUGUUUUACUGCUUGACUAUUGCAAACAACAUAGUUAUAGUCCUUGUCUUCUUGACGGAUCCAAAACUCCACAUUCCUAUGUAUUUCUUCCUUUCCAAUCUGUCUUUGCUGGAGCUCUGUUUCACCGGCAGCUGUGUUCCACAAAUGUUGACUAACUUCUGGGGCCCAGAGAAAGUUAUCAGUUACAUAGGCUGUGCCAUUCAACUCUACGUCUUCAUGUGGCUUGGGGGCACUGAAUGUGUCCUUCUUGUCAUCAUGGCUGUGGACCGCUAUGUAGCAGUGUGUCGCCCACUGCAGUAUACCACCAUCAUGCACCCAAGAGUUUGUCUGCAGCUGGCUCUCCUGGCGUGGGGGACUGGCUUGGUUCCAUCUCUCAUUCAGGCCCCUGCUAUACUCCAGUUGCCUUUCUGCUCCCACCACAUGGUUGAUGACAUUGUGUGUGAAGUCCCAGCACUUAUUCAGCUCUCCAGUACAGACACCACCUACAAUGAAAUCCAGAUGUCCGUAGCUAGCAGCAUUCUGCUGGUGGUGCCCCUGAUCAUUAUCCUGUCCUCUUAUGCUGCUAUUGUUAAGGCUGUGCUGAGGAUAAAGUCAGCUUCCGGGCAGAAGAAAGCGUUUGGCACUUGCACUUCUCACCUUCUUGUGGUUUCUCUUUUCUAUGGCACUGUCACAGGUGUCUACCUCCAACCCAAGAGUCGUUAUGCUCAUGAACAGAACAAGUUUCUCACCCUUUUCUACACUGUAGUGACCCCAACUCUUAACCCUCUUAUAUACACUCUGAGGAACAAGGAGGUAAAAGGGGCAUUGAAGAGAUUAGGGAGAAGUAUAUGGAAUUCGAAGAAUAGAGAAAAAACAGACCACAGAUGCUGGAAAUUUACAUCUUAA